AAAACAAACAUACCGGAAAAGAUUCCUUAUAGGUGCGGAUGCAAAGAUGGCGGAAGAGGAGAGCCAAUUUGAAGAAUUUGAACAAAUAGACUUUUUAAGAGAUAGACAUGUACGAUUCUUCCAGAGAACACUUCAGGUGUUACCUGAGAGAUAUGCCUCGCUGGAAACAACCAGGUUAACGAUCAUAUUUUUUGCCCUGUCUGGUCUCGAUGUGCUGGAUGCUCUGGAUGUGAUUGAUAGGAACACCAUGAUUGAGUGGAUCUAUUCCCUACAGGUUCUACCCACAGAGGACCAAGUUAACCUUAGUCGUUGUGGGUUUCGAGGAUCGUCACAUAUUGGAAUUCCUUACAGCACUAAGGGGCCAGGUGUGCUCCAUCCAUAUGACAGUGGCCAUGUAGCCAUGACCUACACUGGGCUGUGCUCACUGCUAAUACUGGGAGACGACCUGAGCCGGGUUAACAAACAGGCCUGUCUGGCUGGUCUCAGAGCACUGCAGCUGGAGGACGGCAGUUUCUACGCAGUGCCAGAAGGAAGUGAAAAUGAUAUACGGUUUAUCUACUGUGCAGCCAGUAUCUGUUACAUGCUGGAUGACUGGUCAGGCAUGGAUAUCCAAAAGGCCAUUGAGUACAUAAGGGGAAGUUUGUCAUACGACAAUGGGUUUGGCCAGGGAGCUGGGCGAGAGUCACAUGGUGGCUGGACGUACUGCGCCAUAGCCUCUCUGUGUCUGAUGGGUCGGCUGGAGGAGGCGCUGAGUCAGCGGGAGCUGGACAGGAUCCGGCGCUGGUGUAUCAUGAGGCAGCAGAGCGGCUUCCAAGGGCGCCCCAACAAACCUGUAGACACAUGCUACUCCUUUUGGGUGGGAGCUACGCUCGAGCUGUUAGAUGUGUUCCAGUAUACGAACUUUGACAAGAACAGGAGCUUCAUCCUGUCCACGCAGGAUCGGUUGGUAGGGGGAUUCGCCAAGUGGCCGGACAGCCAUCCAGACCCUCUCCAUGCCUACUUAGGGCUGUGUGGUUUGUCUCUGAUCGGAGAGCCCAGUUUGAGGAAGGUCCACCCAGCUCUUAACAUCACCCAGAGAGCCUUUCAGCAUGUCCAGCAGCUGCAGCAGACAUGGAGGGACAGCACUGGCAGCUGUAGCAGACAGCAUUGAAAGCAGGAUGUUCCACAGCUCUGUCUCUGAACAGGUUCAGUAAUCAGGAACAUCUAACAGUAGUCAGUCAAAGGCGACUGGAAUUUUGCUCUGUGUCUUGAAGACGUUUGGCCACUCAUGUGAGAGGCCUCCUCAUUUCAGAAAUCGGGAAGGUAUUUAAGAGCCCAGUUACACGGUAGUAACUUUGGGGAGCUUAUUUUAAGUCCAUCAAGAGUGACUUUUCUGUUAAGCAAAAUACGCCACACUUCUUCUUUUUUUUUUUUUGCUGCCUUUUAAUAAUUAGACCGUUGUAAAUAACAAUGUGCAUUGUAGUUUGUGGGGUUAAAGUGAUGUGCCAGAAAGUCAAAUUUGAGUCACUGGAGACUCAAAUUUGAAAUUCCAGAUGCCUCAAUUUUGCUAACUUUUUCAUGAUGCAGUUGUGGAAGCUUCUUGCUCCUCAUCAUAGUCAACAACACAAUCUGCUGUAAACCUUCCUAGCCAAGGAUGAACUGACUCACCUCAAAUGAACAUAAGAAACAUCCUCAAAGUAAAUUGUAAGACCCUGUGGAGGGCUUGGGGAACAUCUAACUUUAGUGGGCUGAAUAUGUCCUAGUAUAUUAUGAAAAUAUAGCAAAUAAGUUCCUUAUUUAUGUUCACAAACCAGUAUAACAACCAGUGGUAAUUUUAGGGGUGAAAUAUGAAGACUGUUAAGACAAAAUUGGAUGUUUCAUUUAGACAGUAUUUUUUGCCUCUCUGCCCCUCUUAACACCUCCAUCCUCACGUUGCUCUUGAACCUCAUCAACACCUCCAGCUCUCCAGUCCCAAAGAUGAUACCAGCCUUGCAGGUAAACUCUCCCAUGUUUCUCACUUCAGGUCCCUGCAGGUUCAACGUACAGGCUUUUUUUCAGUGUUCAAGAGAGAUUUUAAUGAUAAUAGAACUGCUGGGGUGAAAUUCAUGGAAAAGGCAGCAUAGAGCCAGCAACCACCCCAGGGAACAAAUCUACGACUGGAGGAAAAAAUAAAAAACUGGUCGAAAGAAGAUAAAAAAAAAAAAAAUAUAUAUAUAUAUAUAGUUUUGCUACAGGCCUUAUUAUUUCAGAUCACAGAAAAUAUUAUUUAUUGUUCACAUCUUUCCUGAGGACAACAGAAAAAUAGAUUGGGCCUCUUAAGGGAAUUUGCUUAAAAAAAACAAGGUAGUAGCUGUCAAUUUUAGCAGCAGAUCCCAUCCCGACAUCCCCUGACUUCUAACCCUGAACUGAUCCGAGCUACCGUCCUUCACCAGCUUCCAUACUCCCUGCAAGGCACUCGCCAGGCUGAAAUCAAUAGGAGAAAGAUGAGACAGUGGCAUCAAACUUGGGGAAAUGUAUUAUUUUGAGCACCACUGGGAAUUAUUUUCAGAACAGAAAGGAUGCAGGGCAAAAACAAAUAAUGCACAUGAGCAGAGCCACAGAGAGUCAGGUUGCAGAAACAACAUCCAACACAUCACAUCUCUUUGAGCCACUUGCAGCUCACACAAGCAACCUUCCAGCCUUCAUGCUCCUGAGCUGAGCUACAAAUUAGGCAAUGAAAUUCAGAAUUGAGCUCAACCUGUUCCUUUUGCCUUCUCAUCACAUCUAUGAACUUGAUUCCCAGCAAGUGACAUUUCUGGCUUCACAGGUUCCUCCAGCCCCUGUGCUGAAGCCACACCCUUUCAUUAUAAGACCGCUGUUACAGCACAUGCCUGCUCCCUGAGAGUAGGCAAGUGAGGAGGAGACAAUAUCGCAGUAGUUCAGAAUUACAGUGGCCUGGCUGCAACACGUUUUGUGGGAGUCUACUGUGUGUAGCACCAUUUCUGACUGGAUAUGAAAAUAUAAUAUUGCCUAUGUGGUUGAUUUUCCACCAUCUAAAAUGAAGCUGUACUUGGCCUCGUCUCCGUUCCCGCCAAGUUGCCCUCUUUUUCAGACUUAGAAACAGAGCAGGCAGACAGAGGAAAGUAGAUAGGAGGAGAGGUGAAUAAAUAAAUCAUUUGAGCCAUCUAUUAUUAAAAGUGAACUGUCAGAGGCUGGAAUCACCUCUCUGAACCCUGACCGAACCCCCAGUGUUAUAUAGCCUUAUUUUGGUGCAAAAUCAAUUUCUUUUUAGCUUUAGGUUUUGUUACUGUUGUGCCUAAGACAAUAGGCUUUGCUAUGGUUACUCUUGGCGACUUAGGUCCUGUCAUCUUAAAAUCUAUCAUUUAAAAUUUUCACUGUAAUAUUCUGGUAUCAAUCUUUUUUGUAACUUCGUUAGUCCUGAAUCAAAAAUGCACUGAAAGAGAACAAUCAUGUCUAUCAUGCAUCUUCUCAAGUGACUUUUACUACGUUACCCUUCUUAGGCUGGGUUCUGUCCUUAGUGUACAUAGGCCAAGUCACAUGGCAAGACCACGCUCUCAAACUCUGAAAUGUGCCUCACGUAGCAUUGUUCUGGGUCACCGCUCUCUGAAUGCUCUCUUCUUCCUUUUUCUGACUUUGCUGCAUGUACAGCAUGCUUAAAUUGGGCUUAGCCUGGCUGUUAUUAUCAAGAAUGAUACUGACUAAUACUAGUGUUCUCUGGAGGGGGGUGCAGGAAAGGUGUAUCCUAAAUCCUACUUAACAUUCAGGAAUUGGAACACCUAAUCUGUUAACAUUUUUUCCUCCUCCCAUCUUUGUUGAGUUCAUUUAUCCAAUCAGACAUCAGCUGAGUGGUAAAGGUCGCUUUACGAGAAUCUGACUUUGUCCCUUCAUGUCUGAUCGAUAAUGUAUUUCUAGGAGGGGAGAAUUCAUUGAGACAGAACCCAUAAAUGCUAACUCGACUUUUAAAAAGGAUGAAAGAUUGGAUGGAUGGAUUUGCCACUUAGUGGAUCUCAGCAGUUGUUAUAUUGUGUCUCCGUUUUGCUACAUCAUGCUGCAGCCGAUGCUCUCAGUCCCAUAGCAUGUAAAGAGGGGGCCGAGGCUUUGCGCUUUUAAGAUGGCUGCAGCGUUUGGAUCAUCCUGAGAUGUGAAAGGAUUGUGAAAGUCUUUUGAGAUGCAGCCAAAAUGCCACACAUGGUCUACCAUGAACCCUUGCUUUAUCAUCAACUAAUAUACAUAAUGUAAUAAUAAAUAACAAUAAAUGUAAUGGAAUUUAUUUUUUCUAUGCUUUGUAGACAUAUUGAGUGUAGAUACAUCUGUAAAUGUCUUAAAAUAUGUGACUUCUAUUGUGCAGUUGCUCAAGAUGAAAAACAAUGUUUACAGCUACAUCAGUGAGACAGGAAUAGGAUAUGCAAAUGUUGAUAUGUGAUGUAUCAGUACUUCAGCUUUGAAUUUGAAGACAGUAAUGUUGAUUCUAGCUUGGCGGUGCAUACUGUAUUUAUGUUGAAUAAAAACACGUACUAACUUU
Molecule: messenger RNA, 4501 nt
Organism: Sander lucioperca (pikeperch)
Lineage: Eukaryota; Metazoa; Chordata; Actinopteri; Perciformes; Percidae
Gene: pggt1b
Product: protein geranylgeranyltransferase type I, beta subunit
Exons: 9
Coding region: 47-1150 (367 amino acids)
Biological process (GO): protein geranylgeranylation
Cellular component (GO): CAAX-protein geranylgeranyltransferase complex
Molecular function (GO): CAAX-protein geranylgeranyltransferase activity
Source: RefSeq, a predicted model, not a curated record